AUGUGGGGCCUCGCGCAGCUCGUCUUCCGUGGCACGGCCUCAACAGGAGCCGCCUGGAUCCUCGUUCCGCUUCGGGCGGCGGAGUUCGACUCGCAGCACACUGGGAACCUCUUGUGGGCGCUCGCGAGCCUGAGCUGGCGUGGCAGGCCGGCCCUGACUGCCACCUACGUGGAAGCUUUGUCGAAGCUUCCCGAGUCCAAGGCGCAGGAGGCAGCCAACAGGGCGCGGGCCAUGACGUCAUCUUCGGAGCUGGAGGAUGCUCUGCGCGGUGCCGCUUUGCAGUCAGUUCUGCACUCGUCGCCCAGCUUGCAGCCGUUCUGCGACUGCCUGGAUGCUGUCUUCCAACCUGAGGCGUAG
Effrenium voratum is the source of this 357-nucleotide messenger RNA. NCBI's taxonomy places the organism in Eukaryota, Dinophyceae, Suessiales, Symbiodiniaceae. The record is from the annotation of a GenBank genome assembly.